UCUCAGUCGCUCUAGCAGCUUAUACUUUGCUUUCGAAUCGCAGCCUCCACACGCAGUCCAGUAUGCCAAGCUUCAAGUUCGGCCCUGCGGGUGAUCUCUCCGACUCCAGCUCCGAUGCUAGCGGUCCAUCGUCGACUGCCGCGUCCUCUGUCGAUGGUGACAUGGAGGAGCACCAGCUAUUGGUUCAUCAGGUUCUCGACAACCGAGGCGCCGAUGACCAUGAGAUCAAAACGUCCCCGAUCUUCACCCGGGACGCAUACGCUCAAAGUGGCGGCCCCGACUGCUUCCCGCAGCGGGGUCUCCUGGGUUCUGUCGUCGAAAUCCACGACAGCUCCGGACCUUGCAUCAAGGACCAGCCUGAUGACAGGCGUAUCUACCUGAACACAAAUGCUCCUUUCUCGGCCCUGGUCUGUGGUGUCCAAGGCUCCGGAAAAUCGCACACCACCUCCGUCAUGCUUGAAGAUAUGUUCGUGCCCGACAACCCCUCAAUUGGUCAACUACAGAAGCCCCUGGCCGGUCUUGUCCUGCACUUUGGCGAGGGCGGCGCGUACUCGCAGCCGUGUGAGGCCGCCUGGGUAGGAGUUACUGACGACAAAUCGAUCAAGCCGCCUCCAGUAGUCGUUUACGUGUCGAAGUCAUCUCUGAACACCAUGAAGAAGGUGUACGCGCGUUUGGGCCCGUCGGUGACGGUGAGGGCGCUCAAGUUCAGCGAGGAAGAGCUCGAUGCACAAGCUUUCCUAUCGAUGAUGGCCAUCGGUGCAUCGGAUCAUGUCCCACUCUACAUGCAGACGAUCCUGUCGAUCCUGCGUGACCUUGGCGAAAGGUACACGUACCAGAACUUCAGAACAAUGCUUGAGCAGAAGAAGGCCAAGUUCAAUCCUGCGCAGCUCUCAGGUCUAGAACAGCGUACGGCCCUACUAGAAUCCUUCCUGGACAAGAAGGUACCAGGAAAGGCUCAUGUAGCGCCUGCGCGGUUUGUGGCGGGGCAGCUCACAAUCAUCGACCUCUCGGAUCCAUUCAUCGAUCCAGCCUCGGCAUGUGGGUUGUUUGAGAUCCUGGUGAGGCUGUUCGUGCGUGCACAGGUGGACACUGGGAAGGUGCUCGUUGUAGACGAGGCACACAAGUACUUGCAGGCAAACAAGACCUCGUCCGGACUGACGAAGGAGCUCCUGUCGCUCAUUCGUCAGCAACGUCACCAAGCAAUGCGCGUGAUCAUCAGCACGCAAGAGCCAACUGUCGUACCUCCCGUGCUGCUCGAACUCUGCGGUGUAGCGAUCUUGCACCGCUUCUCGUCUCCCGCUUGGUGGGAGCACGUCGCGAAGCACGUCUCUGCUGACAUCGACUCGAAGACGGCGUUCGACAUCAUCGUCAAGCUGCAGACUGGCCAGGCGAUGCUGCUUGCUCCCAGCGGGCUUGGGACGUCUCGUGAAUCGUCUGCAAAACCUGCAGACGAUGAGCGACGUGUUCUGCGCCACUUUGGGAGGAAGUGCGUCGUGGUGAAAACGAGACUGCGCAUCACGAAGGACGGGGGCGCGUCGCUGCUAGUCAUUCCGUCUUGAAGUGUUGCAUCCGAGAUCGAGACUCGAGACCAGAGUGCUCUGCCGACGUCCAAUAUUCAGUUCUUGCGCGCGGGUCGGCUGGUGCCAUCCAGCCAUAUGCACCUACAUCUACCGUAUAUAUCAUAGCUUCUUGUCAGACAUUACGGUUACCCUCGUAGUCAUUGCCGUAUGAGACACAUUCGGAACGGCUGUACACUAGGAGAUAAGUGCAUCCUGCCAGUAAAUGUAAGAAAGAGGAUCAACGCAA
Molecule: messenger RNA, 1806 nt
Organism: Rhodofomes roseus
Lineage: Eukaryota; Fungi; Basidiomycota; Agaricomycetes; Polyporales; Fomitopsidaceae
Exons: 9
Coding region: 63-1559 (498 amino acids)
Source: RefSeq, a predicted model, not a curated record